AUGUCAUCACCAACGGGCGCGCAGUCCCACAGCGCAAAGCGCAAGUAUGAAGCAGACGCAGCAGAAUCGCCGACGUCGACCGCAUUCAAGCUGGCCUCGGCUACCGAGAUUCACCUUCCCAACGACCCAAUGCGCCGUGCGAGCAUCAUCAAUCUCGCCACUGCCGCCGCCGCCGCCGUGCUGCAGAGCCAGGCUGGACAACGCCGCAUGUCGGCGCACCCAGAGCAAGAGCAAAAGCGUCAGCGCGUCGAACAGCUCGGCAUGCUCAUCGAGCAAGCACGCAAAGCCAGCGUCACCAGCAUGAGCCAUGACAUGUCGCGUCACAUCGAGACUGCAUCCCAGAACGUAGCCAUCGCUACCGUCUUGGCCAACCACCUCGGCCUCACACCACAGUCGUCCGCUCCUUCCAGUCCGGCUCCCUCUGCAGGGCCAUCCGCCCCUUCGUCGCCCACCAAGCCGCUCGCAACAUUGGCGGUGCCUCCGACACCCAGCACACCCAAAAGCCCGCUCUCAGCUGCCCCUUUCACGGCCGCUCACGUCUCGGAAGAACAAGCGAAUGCGCAAGAUGUUGUAGCCUCAUCAGCAACCGUAGGUCUCAGGGCGGAAGAGAUCCCACCAAUAAUAGCAGCGCCGCCGUCGCCAGCGCGCACUCCUUCCAUCACUCUCAACAACAGCACCGAGUCGAUAGAUUCAGGUGUGCCGAGCGAUGUGCAUGUCGUCGAACCUCCGCUGGAUUCUUCCUCCGCAAGCACGACGGAGACGAUCCUCGAUCAAGCCAAAGAAGCAGCUCUCGACUACAGCCGCUUCUACCGCUUCGAGAAGGAAUGGGCACAAAAGGCACUCGAGCUCGAACGUCGUCGAAGCUCGGUGCGCAUCGACCCUCUCUUCAACCCUAACCCCAGUCUGAGCCCGCUGCCAGUAGAGUCGAAGGGUCCGCUUCAUUCAGCGCCGGAGUCGCGCGCCAUGUCUAGAGGUAACUCUCCCUUUGGCGAAGCAGCCUCCGCUCCCGCAUCCAGGACCUCGAACAGUGUACCUAAUGCAACCUUCCCGAUGCCACAUCGGCCCACCUCGAGCAGCCUCGCCAAUGUCCUUUCCAACUUUGCAGAGCUGAUCGAGCAUCGUCAACGCUCGUGCUCGUCGCUGGAAGCGCUCGCAAAGCAGGCCAAGGAACUGCCUAUCAAGCGUUUCAGUCAACCCAACCCGCAGUUCCGCACCACCUUUGGCGAUUUUUCCUGGGCCAAGCCGUCUCGCAGCGCCACUGACCCAGCAUCUUCCACCACAACACCAUCCCGUUUCGCACCGCCCUCGCAGACACGCGCCAUCAGCGAAGGAGACGACGACUCGGACGCAUCUUCGGAUAUGGACCGAGCUCAAGCGUCGCGAUCCUCCCGUCUGCAGGUCAAGUCGUCGGCUGACACCAAAAUCAAAGACGAGACGGCGGAUUCAGACGGCGAUGCUCCCGCGACACCAAGGUCCUCCAUGAGCAUCGCCAGCAUGCUCUGA
This is a messenger RNA of Kalmanozyma brasiliensis GHG001, 1503 nucleotides long. RefSeq lists its product as uncharacterized. Lineage: Eukaryota; Fungi; Basidiomycota; Ustilaginomycetes; Ustilaginales. Bases 1 to 1503 code for a protein of 500 amino acids. The transcript has a single exon. The record is from RefSeq and is a predicted model, not a curated record.